Molecule: messenger RNA, 707 nt
Organism: Macadamia integrifolia
Lineage: Eukaryota; Viridiplantae; Streptophyta; Magnoliopsida; Proteales; Proteaceae
Product: photosystem I reaction center subunit IV B, chloroplastic-like
Exons: 3
Coding region: 181-576 (131 amino acids)
Biological process (GO): photosynthesis
Cellular component (GO): photosystem I reaction center; photosystem I
Source: RefSeq, a predicted model, not a curated record
CAAGAAAAGAUUUGAUAAUGCUUGUUUUAGGCCUCUCAAUCUUAUCUUCUCUUCUCCUCUUUCACCCCCUCUUCUGAGUUCAAAUCUUUUCCCUGCUUUAGAACUAGAUAGAGUAGCAGAGCUUGUGAGAGAGAUUAUCUUUGGAUAGGCAGAAAGAGGAAGAGAGGGUAUUGGUAAGCCAUGGCUAGUUGUAACAUGGCAUCAGUAGCAUCUGGGUUUGUUUUCACAUCUAAUCUAUCCUCCACCACAAACCCAUCUUCACGGAACUCAAUCUCCUUCUCUUCCAGGAACAACUCAAGGCUAGUUGUACGUGCCACUGAAGAGGCCACCACCGCCACACCACCCAAGGAGGGAGGUGCUCCGCCGCCGAAGCCUCCUCCGAUUGGACCCAAGAGAGGCGCUAAGGUGAAAAUUCUUAGGAGGGAAUCCUAUUGGUUCAAUGGUAUUGGAUCCGUAGUGGCAGUUGAUCAGGAUCCAAAAACUCGAUACCCAGUCGUGGUUCGGUUCAACAAAGUCAAUUACGCCAAUGUAUCUACUAACAACUAUGCAUUGGAUGAGAUCCAGGAAGUGCAAUGAGAAAGAAAGGAGACUCUGUGCAUCCUUAGUUUGUACUUGUAAUUUGCCUCUGUUACUGUCAGUCUAGCAUGUGUGUAAUACUCUAUGCUAUUUCUUCUCAUCUAAUUCCUACUUCUUGUUUCUGGUUAUAA